Messenger RNA from Pocillopora meandrina, 700 nucleotides. NCBI's taxonomy places the organism in Eukaryota, Metazoa, Cnidaria, Anthozoa, Scleractinia, Pocilloporidae. The record is from the annotation of a GenBank genome assembly.
AUGAACCGAUAUGCCAGUCCAAUCAAUCCUGCGGUCUUUCCCCAUCUGACUGUUGUUCUGCUUUCUAUUGGAAUAUUCUUUAUGGCCUGGUUCUUUGUGUAUCCUUUUAAAUGUAGUCUUCAUAAAUUUGCCUACGUAAUGUAACUGCUAUGGUCAGUAGAUCGUACUAAAUACCAUGUACUGUACUCUAGAAAUUUAGAACAGUGCUUCCAUCCACAGUAGCGUAGAAAAGAUGACAAGGAUUCAUAUUGUAAACUCAUCGAGAUAUUCUCCGGUAAUCAAUUUAUCAAUUUAACAGUUGUAGAAUUCAAAACAUAAAUCUUUCGAACUUUGUUGGAUAGGAUCAAUACUUUUGUUAUUAUUAUGAUAUGAACUUGUUUCAAAGGUACACGUAUAUGUAGAAUUGAUUUUCGAACUGAUGUGGUUCGAGUCACCAAAUAACUGUGCCAGGUCCUUUCCGUUUUUUUACUUUUACUGACAGUUCAGUCGAUUCUUUUUUGUCGGAUCCAUGUAACAUUUAAGACAUGUGCAAAAGUAUAAUUUUUGAAGGUAUUUCUUUAACGAUUACUGCAGCUAUGAAGUCACUUCCACCAAGUACAGUAGAGAUAUCUACAAGGAACUGCUGGUCUCAUUAGUGGCAUCUCUAUUUAUGGGAUUUGGAGUGCUUUUCUUGUUACUCUGGGUUGGAAUUUAUGUAUGA